Messenger RNA from Benincasa hispida (wax gourd), 834 nucleotides. The record is from RefSeq and is a predicted model, not a curated record. Lineage: Eukaryota; Viridiplantae; Streptophyta; Magnoliopsida; Cucurbitales; Cucurbitaceae.
AUGGUCGACUGGUUGUUUGGAAUCAACAAGAUGUAUGGACGUCGAAGAGAUGGUUGUGAUAUUCCUACACAUUCUUGCACACUAUGUCAAGAAUCGAGUGGUACGCAUAAACUUUUCGAGAUAUUUCAACAUAGUUCUUAUGGCAGUCUUACAACUUCACACUGUUUUGUUAAAAAAACCAGAACCGAUCACAAAUACAUGCACCAAUGGAAGAUGGAAGUGGUUUCAGGUGCGUUAGAUGGCACAUACAUUAAAGUGAAUGUUAGUGUCGUCAAUCGACCUCGAUAUCGGACGAGAAAGGGAGAGAUUGCCACAAACGUUCUUGCGGAGUGUGAUCAAAAUGGGGAGUUCAUCUUUGUUUUGCCAGGAUGGGAAGGGUCUGCAGCCGAUUCAAGGGUUCUUAGGGUUGCGGUUUCGCGACCGUACAAAUUGAGGGUUCCAAAAGAGGGGAACGAUACCAUCUAUCCGAUUGGUGUGGAGCAGAAAACGCACCGACAACUGCAAGAGAAUUUUUCAAACAUGAAACAUUCUUCAGCAAGGAACGUUAUCGAGCGAGCGUUUGGGUUGCUAAAGGGGCGGUGGGCUAUUCUUAGGGGAAAAUCAUUCUACCCAAUACAAGUCCAAUGUCGAACAAUAUCUGCAUGUUGCCUUAUUCACAACUUGAUCAUAAGGGAGAUGGGAAUCGAUGCAAUAUUUGAUAUGCCCGAUGAGGAGAAUUCUGCAUCAGUUGGUCUUGAUGGGGAUCAUAUUGAAUUUGUUGAAUCAUCGAAGGAAUGGACCAAGUUUAGGGAUGACUUAGCGGUCGAAAUGUUUACUCAAUGGCAAAGAGCCUGA